AUGGCUUAUGACCGAUUUGUGGCCAUCUGCCAUCCCCUGAACUAUAUUAUCAUCAUGACCCCGUGGUUAUGUAUCCGACUAGUUCUGUUGUCAUGGAUAAUCAUUUUCUGCUUUGCCCUACUUCAUAUUCUCCUGCUGAUGCAACUGACCUUUUCUAUUGGAACUGAAAUCCCACAUUUCUACUGUGAACUGGCUAUGAUUAUUAAGGUGGCCACUUUAGAUAUCUUUGUCCAUGUUAAUAUCAUCAUGAUGUAUGUUUCAUUUAUCCUGUCAGUUGUGUGUCCCAUUACUGGGAUCCUCUUAUCUUAUUCUCAGAUUGUAUCCUCAUUAGUGAGAUUGUCCUCCACUGCAAGCAAGUAUAAAGCAUUUUCCACCUGUGGGUCUCACCUCUCUGUGGUCUUCUUGUUCUAUGGAACAGGACUUGGUGUUUACCUCAGUUCAGCUGUUACUCAUUCCACCAGUGAAAGCUCUGUUGCUUCUGUGAUGUACACUGUGGUGACCCCCAUGCUGAACCCCUUCAUCUACAGCCUAAGGAAUAAGGAUGUGAAGGAUGCCCUUGGGAGACUCCUCAACAGAGUGUCUUCUGGUCCUUGA
Messenger RNA from Fukomys damarensis (Damara mole-rat), 594 nucleotides. Its product is annotated as olfactory receptor 867. Gene Ontology annotation, molecular function: olfactory receptor activity. Gene Ontology annotation, biological process: G protein-coupled receptor signaling pathway. Gene Ontology annotation, cellular component: membrane. Lineage: Eukaryota; Metazoa; Chordata; Mammalia; Rodentia; Bathyergidae. The transcript has a single exon. The record is from RefSeq and is a predicted model, not a curated record. Bases 1 to 594 code for a protein of 197 amino acids.